Nicotiana tabacum (common tobacco) is the source of this 1095-nucleotide messenger RNA. NCBI's taxonomy places the organism in Eukaryota, Viridiplantae, Streptophyta, Magnoliopsida, Solanales, Solanaceae. The record is from RefSeq and is a predicted model, not a curated record.
AACGGUAAUGUCCGGACCAGUUUAUUCUUUUUCGGAAGUUUUGGACUAACUAUAAGGAUUGUUUUUAGGAUGGAGAAGGUUGACUUGAAGAAAUUUAGAUGCCAAGCAAAGGUGUUGGGAACAAUAGUAACUGUGGCUGGAGCCAUGUUAAUGACAUUGUACAAAGGCCAUGUCGUUAACUUGUUAUGGUCAACUAAUUCUAGUGUCCCUGAAACUAAUUCCGACAAAGAUUGGUUUAAAGGUUCAAUUCUCCUCAUUUUUGCAACUCUUGUCUGGGCUUCUUUCUUCAUUCUUCAGGCUAUAACAAUGAGGAAAUAUACAGCUCCAUUAUCGUUAACAGCACUUGUUUGCUUCAUGGGAACCUUGCAAUCUAUAGCAGUCACAUUUGUAAUGGACCACAAACCUUCUGUUUGGACUAUUGGUUUUGACAUCAACCUUCUUGCUGCUGCCUAUGCUGGUAUUGUAUCAUCAAGUAUAGCAUACUAUGUACAAGGUGUUGUAAUGGAAAAAAGAGGACCUGUUUUUGUGACUGCUUUUAGUCCUUUAAUGAUGAUUAUUGUUGCAAUUAUGGGCUCUUUCAUUCUUGCUGAAAAAAUCUAUAUUGGAGGAAUUCUUGGUGCUAUGCUCAUAGUUGCAGGGCUAUAUUCUGUUCUGUGGGGAAAAUAUAAGGAGUACAAAGAAAAGGAAAUUGAGGAGGCAAUAAUUCCUGAAGCAGUGAAGGCAGUUAAUGGAAACAAGCAAAUGAUGAUUCUUGCAAAUAUUGAAGAAAUUAAUGACAUAGAGAUGCAGAAAAAUAGUGAAGGAAAAAGAACAGUAUCAGUAGCUAUCAGUUUUACCAUGCCACAGCCCCCAAUGUUGGCUAGGGAAGCACCAGAAGGCUUGAUAUAAAUUAAAUAUGAAGAGAUGAUGGGAAAAAAGAAAUAGAAGGAAGAGGCAACAGAGAAUGCCAUUUUGUCCUUCUACUUUUUCCCUUUUUUCCCUUUCUCUUAAUUUUGAUAUUAUAUACAAAUAUUUUUAGAGUAAUUUACUCCUUUUCUGACCUUAAGCUCGUAAAAAAUAACAAGUGUUCUCUCUAUUGAAAGAUAGAUUUUGAAA